CUGCAGGAAGUGACCGCAUACAGCACAUGGGCGGUUCACCGAUAGACGACUCUUCCUGAGGCGUGCGUUAGAGGGUAGUGAAGGCACAGGGACAGGUUGUUAGCCAUCACAACGGCAAAGGACACCGCUGCAAAUUACAGAGCGACUGCGUGUGAAGAGGGCAAAUCAAGCGUAGCAAUCAAAACGCCCUCCUGAAAGGACCCCAAUGGCUGUAGCGAUCAAUCAAGCAAGAACAUCCAUUUCCAAAAUGUUUAAUGGGGAGCCCCGUUCGUACACGCGAUUCAACUUGGCCCAGAACAACGAUGUGGACAGCAGCCAAGUGGAGAUGAAGCUGUCGUCUGAUGUUGAAGAUGAAGUCGGUAACCCUGAAGAUGGCCAUGCCCCCAUCACCUACACGCAGAGUCCUCUGCAGAACUACAAGAAAGUCUGCUAUCUGGCCCUGGGCACGUUGGUGAUCUUCAUCUUGGGUUAUCUGGUUGGCUACGUCAGCCAUCGUAAACCAGAUGCGGCGGCUGAAUCCUGCCCCUCAGUGGCACCUGUGAUUACCUCUCCUGAAGAAGAAGGUCAGGAUGAGGGGCCUAAGGUUGCAUACCUACCAGGUUUGAGUUGGAGUGACAUCUCCACCCUUCUGGAACAGAAACUGUCCCCUGAUGCCUUUUCUACAAAACUCCUCAGCGAGUUCUCCCUCCCCAGGGACCAAACCCACGAGGCAGGAAGCGAUGGAGAUAACCAUCUUGCUAACAAAGUCUUGGCUGUGUUCAAGGACUUAAACAUGCAGUCUUGGAACGACGAGCAUCAUGUCAAGCUACCACGUCCAUCCAGUGACAACCCAAGCAAAGUCCUCUUUGGUACUGAAGAAAUUGGAGCACCCAAAGGUUUCUUGGCUUACAGUGAAGUUGGAAGCAAAACCGGCAGAGUUGUGUAUGGUAACUAUGGGUUACGAGAUGAUCUCUCAGCCUGUAUUGACAAGAAGGUAGACCUCAACGGCAGUGUUCUGCUGCUAAGGGCUGGACGGAUCAGUUUUGCAGAUAAGGUUGCCAACGCUGCUAAACAUGGUGUAGUGGCAGUGCUGAUCUACCCUGACCCCUCAGACUACGACUUCCAGAGCUCGACAGAACUUUACGGACACGUCCAUCUUGGCUCAGGUGAUCCCUACACGCCAGGGUUCCCAUCCUUUGAAAACACCCAGUUUCCCCCGUCCAGGUCUUCAGGUCUUCCUUCUGUCGUGGCACAGACGAUUACUGGAUCUAUGGCCCUCAAGAUCUUCCAGAAGAUGGGAGGUGACUCUGCCCCCCCAAACUUUCAAGGCAAACUCAGUGGAUUGUCUACUUACAAACUGGGCAGUGCCAAUGACACGGUGACUGUGACUGUCAAUAGUGUACUCACUGAAACGGCCAUCCACAAUGUAUUUGGGGUCAUCAAGGGAAAUGAAGAAUCAGAUCGUUAUGUUGUCAUCGGGGCCCAAAGGGACUCCUGGGGCCCGGGUGUUGCGAGGUCCACCGUGGGCACCACCGUGUUGGUAGAGCUGGCCAGAGCGGUCUCGGAGAUGAUCAGAAACGACCACGUCAGCCUCAGGAGGAGCCUGGUGUUUGCCAGCUGGAGUGCCGGCGAGUACGGAAACGUGGGCGCCACCGAGUGGCAGGAGGGCUACUUGGCGUCACUCAACAUGAAAGCCUUCACCUAUAUUAACCUGGAUGGAGUCGUCACAGGUCGUCAGAAGUUCAAGGCCACUGCCAGUCCAUUGUUGUAUGAUCUACUCCAGAAGACUUUGAAGCAGGUGAAGAACCCAUUGUCCACUGGCAAGUCUCUAUAUGAUCAGCACGCUGGAUCCGAUUGGGAGGCUUCUGUACUUGAAUCUAUGAAAAUGAACGAUGCUGCGUACCCCUUCCUUGCUCUUUCCGGCAUCCCAUCCAUCUCAUUCCGCUUCUGUAAGGACGAGGGGGAGUACCUGUACUCUGGAACCGAUUUGGACAGUCUUGACCACCUGCGGUAUGCCACGGGCUCAAAAGUUGGUGAAUUAGCGGUGGCAGCUGCACAGGUGGCUGGACAGAUGGCCCUACGGCUGGUUCACGACCACCUGCUUCCCCUGGACGUGGAGCGCUACGGAAAGGAAAUCAGGAAGCAAGUGGUCGAGGUCAACAGCCGCGUCAGCCGACUCAAGCAGACUGCGGAUUUGGAUCAAGAUCUGUCUGAGGCUUUGUCUGUGAAAUGGCUGAACAGUGCAUAUGGCGACUAUGGUCGUGCGUACCGUAAUCUCCAGACAACCAUUGAAAACAGCGACCUGGAAGAUAAGGAGAUGUGCCGCAUCAUCAACGACCGCAUCAUAAAGGUGGAGCACAAUCUGCUUUCCCCCUACGUGACUGUGAGAGAAGUGCCUUUCCGCCACAUCUUCUUCGGUUCAGGUGAACACACAAUGCAAGCCCUGCUGGACCAUCUCAGUGCCCUCCAACAAAAGGCUCCGGAGUCUAACGCCGAUCUGUUCCGCAACCAAUUCGCCUUGGCUACCUGGACCAUCCAGAGUUGUGCCAACGACCUCGACGGUCCCGUCUGGGAAAUGAAUAAUGAGAUCUAAGUGUCUUUGUGGGCAAAUCAAGAAAAAAAACCUCGUUCUCCAGUUUGGUCAAGAAAAUCAACUUUUCAGUUUUUUGCCACACUCGAAGCAGCACUUAAUAUUUAAUUUGGCAACAACAUUUGAUUUCGGCCAUCAUAUUGCUUAGGUAGGGUAACGUAAUCAAUUUUUUGACGGAUACUUCAUGAUUUUAGUACUUACAACAUGGAUUGCUUUGUUAAAACAAGAAAUAUCCAAAUAAUUAGAUAAGGCAUGCGCAGAGCUUAAAAAAAAAAAUAAGAGCUUAUAUUUUAUGAAAAAUAUCUAGUCUCAAUUGAUAUGUAAUGGCAGAUGCAGUAAUAGAGAUGGUUCUCAAACAGAAAAUGGUUUUGACAAGACUGUUUUGCUCAUGAGAAGAAUCCCCUAUUGUUUGUUACCUCAGUCAUAAAACCGCACUGAAGUUCCAUAGAUGUAGUCGAACUUUAAACUGUCUUUGUGCAGCUUCACCCGAAGUUGUGACAUUAACCUGCUGUAUCUGAUCAGAGUUUGUUUUUGUAUGUCUUUUUUUUUUAAUGUUUUUUUUUUUUUUUUUUUUUUGUAUUCGGAAGGUUGGUUUUGUGUACAUGAGAUUUCUGACACUGGCUGCUGAUGGGGGGGGAUUCGUAACCCCCACUACUGUAUGCCUUUUCGCACUUGUCUGAGACCCCAAAAACACGAAGCCAAGCCUGAUGAAUGCGAGACCGCUCUGCCUUCACCAUGUUCUAAUGCGUCAACCCUACCCUCACCCAUAUUAAUUGUAUUUAUUAUCUAUUUAUUUAUCAGUGACAGUGUUUACUAUAAAUAGUUUUUUACCUUUUUAUUUUAUUUUGCAAAAUUAUCGGAAGCAGUGCCUUCCAUAAUUGUGACGGUUAUACUGUCUGUUAUAAUAGCAGCAUCUGCUAUGGAAAUACAUGUUGCCAACAGCUGGUACUAGAAAUUGGUAAAGGAUGCUUGAUGAUGGAGGGUCUACCCAACACAUGUGUGGAUCUAAAUACAUUUGGUUCACUCUAGACUGCCACUUUGGCCAUCAUCUUGAAAUAUGACAAAAAGAUUGGAUUGUUUUGAAAUGUACUAAAUAUUAUUACUAAGUGCACGAUUUCAGAAUGGUUUUAGAAUGGCGGAAAUGAAUGUAAUAUCGCAUACUGAAAGGUCAUUUGGUGCCAUCUGAUACCAAAUGGCCAGUUGUCAUCUUAACUUUGAUGGAGAUUUGAAAAGUUUCAUACUUUUCCUGAACAGAUUAAGCCAUUUCUGUGACCAAGCAAUUUUUGGAACAUUGAUAUUUCUGAUCCCAAAACAUUAUCGGGAGCAGUGUCUUCCAUAAUGUGAAAACUGUUGAAGGUAGUUUUUGCCUACCGGCGUGUAUAUAUCGUGGGCAGUGUCCCUCAUAUUUCACUUGUAGGGUGGAUCAACUUAUCGGGAACAGUGUUUCCCAAAGUUUUUUAUAUAUUUAUUCUUGUUCAUUUUCUGAGCUUUGUUUUGCUGUGUGCUUUUCUUUUGUAUUCCUUUAGAUCUGUAUCAUGUGUAGUGAUAUUACAGCUAACUUGUCUAUCCUGUAGUUACAAACCAGUUGGCCAUCCUUUGAUGUUUGCCAGGUUACUCAAGAGUAUUUUCACUCCAAAUGAUUUCUGACUUGGAAGACAACAUGGCUGUGAUAUUUAUGCACUUGCUUUUCUAGCUGCUUCAGACUCUCCAAAAGAGGGCUGAUAAUGGGUUUGGUAAAUACUCUAAUUUGUCUUUAACCUUGAGGCAUAUUUCUGUCCCUGUUAAGUGAUUUUAACGGUUUCAUCUUUGUUAUAUCUGAUUUGAACCAACCAGUCCUAUUCAGAAAAUGGAUUGCCAUUUGUUAGUAGUAAAGACAAUUUUUGUUGGAAUAUAUUUUUAUUUGUCUUCUAUGACCAUCGACUAGGUUAUGCUAUGGUUUUAUGUGAGGCUCUCAUUUACUUUCAAAUCUAUCCAAAUGUAAGCUUUUAGGCAUAUGCACACUUUUCUCUGCUAGUUUGUUUCUGGACCUUGCACGCUGCUUUUGAUUGUGGACUGAAUGUGGGCCUCUGUGUGUGUGUUGUCUGCUCAUUAGAUGCAAUUAUGACAUGUUAGUGGGGGGGAAUCAAAAUGAAAAAUGUGGAUUGUCAAUUUGAAAUGGAGGUAUUUGGAUCUCACUCUUAUACUUGUCAAUGUCAAACGGUUACAUCAGAAGACAAAUUACUGUGAUGUGUUAAAUGUACAUUUAAAUUAAGUAAUUCAUUUGAGGUUUUACAAAAAAUAAAUGGGACCUUUUCUGUGGAUCGCUUAGUUUCAUAAAAGUGAUUUUCGGUUGUAGUUGUUACCCCGUGUCUUGUGCUGCUGUCACGCACCGCUUGAUACCUUUCCACAAUUUUGAAUAAAGUUGUAUUAAUUGCGUAUCUAUCA
Molecule: messenger RNA, 4993 nt
Organism: Clupea harengus (Atlantic herring)
Lineage: Eukaryota; Metazoa; Chordata; Actinopteri; Clupeiformes; Clupeidae
Gene: tfr1b
Product: transferrin receptor 1b
Biological process (GO): intracellular iron ion homeostasis; iron ion transport
Cellular component (GO): external side of plasma membrane
Source: RefSeq, a predicted model, not a curated record